GGCAACAAUGUUACCACUGAGAUGAUACGAAUAAGAACAUGUCGUCUGCUGUCGAAGGCUAGUGUGCUGCAAUCACGCCACCUUCGACGUUCUCAAGUCAUCGAGUACAAUGCGGCUUCUCUCUUCUCUGUCCCUGCUCGUCACGACGGCUUCCGCCCUCACCGUGAGAGUCCCAUCCGUUGCGGAGGACUUGAAGACGCUUGUAGCAGCAUCGUCAUCAGUAGCUGUUGACCUCCGCGCGAGAUGGAGUACAUACCAUGCUCCCAUCCCGUCCAUCGUGGUGAAUGUAACGACUGAGAAGGAUGUUGGCGCCGUCGUUAAAUACUGUGCGAGCCGCAAGAUACCCUUCACUGCUCAGAACGGCGGUAACGGCUGGGGCAAGACAUUCAACCUCGGUAACAACGGAGUCAUCAUCAACUUGGCUGGUCUGAAUGCCGUCUUUUUCAGCAAGACAAAGACGGAAGCCACUAUUGGAGGCGGGGCCAUCAUUGGCGACACAAUUAAAGCAGCCAAUGCUGCUGGCGUAUUGGUCCAGACGGGCAACUGCAACUGUGUCGGCGCCCUCGGUGCCAUCCUAGGAGGCGGUUAUGGAAACCAAAUGGGAGAAGUCGGCUUCGGCGUUGAUAAUGUGCUCUCCAUGCGCGUCGCAGUCGCCAGCGGAGAGAUCCUCACAGCCUCGCCGACAUCCAACCCAGACCUCUUCUGGGCCCUCCGUGGUGCCGGACCCAACUUUGGCAUCGUCAUCUCGGCGACGGUCAAGGCGCGACCCAUGCCGGCCGAAGGCCGCAACGCCUGGCUCAUGAACCUCUUCUUCUCGCCGGACAAGCUCCCGCAAGUCGCCCAAGCCAUCCAAGACCUGCCUCUGAAACCGGAGCAGGUCGUCUACCUCGUUCUCACCAACUCGGGACCGCCAUCUAAUGCCCCCGCCGUCCUCGUCACCGGGUUCCUGCGCCAAGGUAAUGACGUAAGUGGACUUGCGGCGUUCGCGCCGUUGUAUAAGCUGGGGCCGAUCUCGAAUAGCAGCAGCGUAGCCGGGUACGAAGGCUGGAACGCGGGCAACGACAACUUUUGCGCGCGCGAGGAGCGCAAGCCGGCGCACAGCACGACCAUUAACCACAUGCAGCCCGAGACGUGGCCGGCGAUAUGGGACCUGUACACGAAAUUUCAGACCAAGGGGCCCAACUCGACCGUGCUGAUUGAGCGGUAUAACCUGACCAAGGCGCAGUCUGUACCCAAGGGGUCUGCGGCGCUGCAGGAGGCGUUGAGGAGGGAUGCGUUUGCGCAGGCGAUUGUGAUUCCUUGGUACACUGAUGCUUCACUGGACGGCGAGGCGGAGACGUUUGCGAGCAAGGUUAGGGAUAUCUGGAGCUAUUCGCCGAGUGCGGUGGCUAACCCGACGUGUGUUAACUUUGCGCACGGUGAUGAGACGCCUGAGGCGGUGUAUGGGUCGAGUUUGACGAGGUUGAGGGAGCUGAAGAAGAAAUGGGAUCCUUUGGGGGCUUUUAAUCAGUGGUUCCCAGUUGAGGCAUGAGAUAUAGGGUCGUCAGAGUUUGAAUAGAAC
This is a messenger RNA of Colletotrichum acutatum, 1561 nucleotides long. RefSeq names its product FAD binding domain-containing protein. Gene Ontology annotation, molecular function: FAD binding; oxidoreductase activity. Bases 110 to 1531 code for a protein of 473 amino acids. The transcript is spliced from 3 exons. The record is from RefSeq and is a predicted model, not a curated record. Lineage: Eukaryota; Fungi; Ascomycota; Sordariomycetes; Glomerellales; Glomerellaceae.